Messenger RNA from Melanotaenia boesemani (Boeseman's rainbowfish), 2855 nucleotides. RefSeq names its product muscle RAS oncogene homolog a (gene mrasa). Gene Ontology annotation, biological process: signal transduction. Gene Ontology annotation, molecular function: GTP binding; GTPase activity; GDP binding. The transcript has 6 exons. NCBI's taxonomy places the organism in Eukaryota, Metazoa, Chordata, Actinopteri, Atheriniformes, Melanotaeniidae. Gene Ontology annotation, cellular component: plasma membrane. The record is from RefSeq and is a predicted model, not a curated record. The coding region runs from base 225 to 851 and encodes 208 amino acids.
CUAUUCAACGUAUUGUUUCGCAGAUGUGGGCAGUACACUCCCAUCUGUGGCUGAAGGGCGGCGGUGGUUUAAAGCCGAGAAAGGCAGCGAUGAGGAGGCGGAAUAUGUCGGUGUGAGGACGUUUCGUUUGCUCCACAACAGAGAAGCUCGCAUUGCCAGGUGUGUCUCAUCAGCCACCUAAUACGAGCCUACUUCCCUCCUGCACCACCACUGUCAAGGUAGCCAUGGCGACCAGUGCUGUUCCAAGUGACAACCUGCCAACAUACAAGCUGGUGGUGGUGGGGGAUGGUGGUGUUGGGAAAAGUGCUCUAACCAUCCAGUUUUUCCAGAAGAUCUUUGUACCAGACUACGAUCCCACGAUAGAAGACUCGUAUCUUAAACACACUGAGAUAGAUGGACAGUGGGCAAUACUGGAUGUGCUGGACACAGCCGGCCAGGAGGAGUUCAGUGCAAUGAGGGAGCAGUAUAUGAGGACAGGAGACGGCUUCCUCAUCGUCUUCUCCGUCACAGACAAGGCCAGCUUCGAACAUGUUGAUCGAUUCCAUCAACUCAUACUACGGGUCAAAGACAGGGAGGCAUUCCCUAUGGUGCUGGUUGCAAACAAAGUGGAUUUAGUCCAUCUGAGAAAAGUCACAACAGACCAGGGCCAAGAGAUGGCUGCAAAACAUAAUAUAACUUAUAUAGAAACCAGUGCCAAGGAUCCCCCAAUGAAUGUGGACAAAGCCUUUCAUGAACUGGUCCGAGUUAUAAGACAACAGGUUCCAGAGCGAAACCAGAAGAAGAAAAAGAAGAUGAAAUGGAGAGCAGAGAGGUCAACGGGUUCUCACAGGUUCCACUGCGCCAUCUUGUGACCUCCUUUGUCCUCUUUAUCCUUUAUGACAUACACUCUAAAACCAACAUGCACAUCAACAUACCUUUGGAUGUCAGGGAACACCCCAGCAGUGGUUAAACUGCUGGAGCACAAACAGGAGAGGGAAGGGGAGAUGGACACUGAAUGCAGAGCCCAAAAGGUGAAAUGAAUCUGAAACGUGGGACUGUUGUCCCCUCAGCCUCUCACAAUGCCUUGGAACGAGCGCUGUGCCCUCUUUGAAUACUUUCAAAGGUAUUUUUGUUGUUUUUUUUCCCACCUCCCUGUCAUCCCCCUCUGUAUUCAACCUGGAACUACUUAGUCGUCAAACUGAUUCUCAAAACUAAGUGUAAUCUCUUUACUUAAAUCUUAAAUGUGGCACAAGAUGAUGAUGAACUUUGGGGGAAAAUACAGAGAUGAGAAAACUUCUGAAGUCUUGAGAAAGCAAAGGAAAAGGGAGUAACUGGCUCAAAGUGGCACCUUGUGUUUGCACACACCUUGGUUUUCCUACCCUUUCUACCGUCACACUCCUGCAACCCACCCCCCCGAUAGGCUUUCUGUGUUCCUCCAUGGCAGAGUGGACAUCAUGAGAGCAUCAUGAGAGAAUAUGAGAGCAUAUUCAGAUGAAUAUGAGAGUGGUGAUUUUUACCAGUGUCAGUGGACUUGUGAGUUAAGUUGGGUGUGAGUACUAGGAGUGUAGCAUGUACUUUAUGAAAUGUUGGGAGACAGAAGUAGAAAGUUGAGGAAAUGUGUUGAAAAUGUAUGGAAUGUGGCCAUAUCAGAUGUUCCGGUGUUUAAACAUACAGAGAAUUAAGUAGAUGUAACUGAUCAGCUAAGGGCCAAGUUUACAUAAACUUUUAGUACAGAUUAUUUUCCCAUAUGGACAGCACACAGGAACCACUUUUUGUGCUUUCAAGUUUUGAGAACAAUUCAUGGUUUGAACAAGUCUUUAAUCAUUCAGUGUGCAAUCCUUGUACUGUAUGACCCUUUACAAUGUUAAUGUUUAUUUUCCCUUAAAUUCACUUUUUUUUUUGUAUCUCAAAGUGUAGUUCAAAUAUUUGUGAUAUGUAAAUUAUCUAAUUAUAAUUCUAGGUGGCAAUGUAGACAAAUUCACUGCUGUUUCACAAAGAAUCUUUUUUGGAAGAAAAAUAAAGUAGAAAAGGGAUCAUGAGAGCUCCAUGCUUCUGAGCCGAAACAGGCUGGAGAAGCUCAUUUGCACUGGCCACUAACCAAAAUAAUGUGAUGUCACUUUAUUUUCAAUCCAGGGGCUUUUCAGACUCCAUCACUGAAUUCAGGACUGUCUUAUAAGAUGUAUCCUGCUCAGUAAAGGACAGUAAAAUACUGUUGCCCUGGGAACACACAUCAGUGUUACAAAGGCUGCCUGAAGCAGGCGGCGUGACGCUCCUUGGGCUCGAAGCCAUGUUAAUUGUAGGAGAAACCUCACGGUCGGAGCAACAACACACUGAGUGUGCCUGUGUUUUGUUGUGGUGAGGUGGAUGGGAAUGUACAAUUUAAUAACCUAUGAAAUGGCUUGUACUGUUACCGGACUAAAGUUUUGGGUGGACAACUCUCUUGUGUGGACGUGUCACUGACUCCUGAAGGAAAACUUUUUUGCACUUUUAAUACAAUUUCUGAAUUUCCUAUUAGCAGGUUGCUUUCUUGUCAAAUGUGUAAGUCAGCUGAAAGGCACAGGGAAAAAUUAUCUGAAUGUAAAUCUAAUUAAACAGACAAUUUGGAGUUAGAGACGUGUGUCCCUGUGUAUGCCUGUUGCCCUGGAGAUGAUUGUUACACAUGAAAUAAUUUGUGAUUUAAUCAUUAAAGUCUUAGAAGAAGAUGAGUUGCAUAUAAGAUUGUUAGGAAUGAAGAGGCCUGCAUAUGAAAAGUCCUGUCUAAUGAUGGGGAUGCAACUUCACCGACGGCUGGAAGCAGAGCCUCGGCAGAAAAACAACUGAAAACUUCAAAAGAAGGGAUUGUUGACCAAUUAAGCAACAGGCAGGAAAGAAAAAGA